Paramecium sonneborni is the source of this 398-nucleotide messenger RNA. The record is from the annotation of a GenBank genome assembly. Lineage: Eukaryota; Ciliophora; Oligohymenophorea; Peniculida; Parameciidae.
AUGAGAGAAGACAAUUAAGUAAGAAUGAAAAUUCAUCAUAAUAAUCUAAUAAUUCUAAAAUACUUAUCAUUUAAUUUAUUAAAUAGGCAGAAUAAGAAGAUAAGAAUUUUUAUAAAUAAAUUAAAGAAAAAAAAAAUGUUAAUAUUGUCUAAAUUUGGAUUUGAAGUAAUUUUGGUAAAAAAUAUUAUUUUUUAUAUUAGGAUUUUAAUGGACAAUAAGCAUGCGUUGAUAUUUAGAAUAUUAAAAAUGUAGUCACCGGUGUAAUUAGUAACUUUAGUCUUAAUAGAUUGUUAGAUGCCUAUUCUAAAGGGAUGCUAAGCUACCUAGAAUUCAUAUUGUUGGUUUAACUGUUUUUACAAAUUCUAAUGAUAUUGAAAAUUGUUUAAAAGCAGGAAUGA